UCGGAAUGGUAUUUAAGCGAGAAAUGAUUCGGUAUGACAAAUCAGAAGUGAAAUAACUCAGCAACAGCGAGCAACAGGCUGCUAGCCGUUAAAAAUCAAGAAAUAGCACAAGAACCCAAAAAAUGGCCACCGCAUCCGCACAGCAUCUGCCCAUCCAGAAGCGCCAGGCGCACGAGCAUAAUGGAGAACCCAGUUGCCAGGGUCUGGAGGAGAUGAACCGCAUGUUCCGGAACUUCUGGGAUCCCACCGCUUAUUGGGUGUGUGAUAAACAAGGCACGCGUGCCCGUCUCCAGCGCUGUCCGCAAUCCCAGCUGUAUUCCGAGGAGCUGGGCCGCUGCGUCCACUAUUCCGAUUGGGCCUGGACGGAUCCCAAGGAGCCGCCAAGCCGGGCGGCCAAGAUCAGCCAAUCGGUGUCCACCAACUAAGCUAAUCUAUAGUCUAAAUAGCCUACUUUUAAGACCACCAAACCUCAUUACGCUUAGGUCUAUGUUUACAAAAUACCUUUAUUUUUAAUGAAAAUAAGAAAAAAUCAGUACAAAAUCAAAA
Messenger RNA from Drosophila takahashii, 546 nucleotides. RefSeq lists its product as uncharacterized. The record is from RefSeq and is a predicted model, not a curated record. Lineage: Eukaryota; Metazoa; Arthropoda; Insecta; Diptera; Drosophilidae. Gene Ontology annotation, cellular component: extracellular region. Gene Ontology annotation, molecular function: chitin binding.